AUCUUCUUCCUAAUUUCCACCAUGAAUGUUUAACCCAUCAAAACCCACAUUGUGAAAUCUUCAAAAGUGAUGGGUGUGGGCGGUAAAUUCUGGGACUUGCUUAAACCCUAUGCCCGCCACGAGGGUUUUGAUUUCUUGAGGAACAAGCGCGUGGCUGUCGACCUCUCCUUCUGGAUUGUGCAGCAUGAAGCCGCUAUCAAGGCGCGUGCUCGAAGCCCCCAUUUGAGGCUCACCUUCUUCCGCACCAUCAAUCUCUUCGCCAAGUUUGGAGCAUUUCCGGUCUUUGUGGUUGAUGGAAACCCAUCACAUCUGAAGUCACAGGUGAGGAUUGCACGAUUCUUUGGGGUUUCUGGUAUUGAUUCGUCAAGUUUGCCUGUGGCUGAAGAUGGAAUUUCAGCUGAGAGGAACAGAAAAUUUACAAAGCAUGUUCAAGAAUGUGUGGAACUACUUGAACUACUCGGAAUACCUGUUUUAAAGGCAAAAGGAGAGGCUGAAGCACUGUGUGGUCAGCUAAAUCUCGAAGGUGAUGUAGAUGCUUGCAUCACAUCUGAUAGUGAUGCGUUACUCUUUGGGGCUAAAUGUGUGAUAAAAAGCUUUCAAUCCAAUUCAAAGGAACCAUUUGAAUGUUACUAUAUGUCAGAUAUUGAAGCCGGUCUAGGUUUGAAAAGGAAACAUAUGAUUGCUAUUGCUCUUUUGGUUGGAAAUGACCAUGAUUUGAAUGGAGUGCAAGGUAUUGGACUAGAUACAGCUCUUCGCUUUGUCCAGACUUUUAGUGAAGAUGAAAUACUGAAUAGGUUACGAGAUAUAGGCAAUGGUGAUGCUUCACUGUUUCAAGGCGGUAUCCAAUACAUGGAUGAUAAUGUACUCCGUUCAGCUGUGAGCUCGGUGUCUUCAAAAAUUUAUCAUUGUUCAUUCUGUGGGCAUCCUGGCGGCAGAAAAGUGCAUUCGAAGUCUUCCUGUGGAUAUUGUGUCACCAACAUGGGUGAGGGUUGCUUGAAAAAACCAGAGGGGUUCAGAUGCAUUUGCUCAUCCUGUGAUAUGGAUCGUAAGGGAAAAGAUCAGAAAAAGCAGGAAAAUUGGCGACUGAAAGUUCUCAAGGAAAUUGCACCGGAGCCUAAUUUUCCCAAUGAAGAGAUAAUUGAAAUGUAUUUGUGCAACAAACACGGUUACUUCAAUGCAAAUGAGGGCCCUUGCAUAUCCUGGGAAAGACCAAAAACUGAACUGCUGGUUAAUUUUUUAGCUUUUCAUCAGAUGUGGGAACCAUCUUAUAUUCGCCAGAUGAUGCUUCCUAUGUUGUCUACCAUUUAUUUGAGGGACAUGGCUGAAAAUCCUGUAAACAGUUUGUUGUAUGGGCAAUAUGAGUUUGAUUCCAUUCAUCGUUUGAAAAUAAGAAAUGGUCAUCAAGUCUUUGUGGUCCAGUGGAAAAAGGCUGCACUGACAAUGAAUUCAGUCACUCCUACAAAUCGUAAAGAGGAGUCAGAUAUCCUACGAGAUGAUGUUAUUGAAGUUGAUGAAGGCACUGUAUGGGACGAGUUUGAUGUCCCUAAGAUUUGUAACAGUGAUGGGUGCUACUUUUUGCUAACAGAUGAGAAUAUGGACCUUGUCCAGGCCGCAUUUCCAGAGGAAGUUGACAGAUUUUUCAAAGAUAAGGAACUGAAAGAACUUAAAAGAAGAAAAGCCAGUUUAAUGCCAGAAACACCGGCAAAACCAAAAGGUGUGCAGCUAAAUAUUACAGAGUUCUACCGCUCUACCAAAACAAAGAAACUGGAGACAGGUGGAGAAGAUCUUACCCAGAUCAGUGUGUGUCAGAAUGCUGAAACUAGUAAAGAAAAGAGAAAACCAUCUAGUUCAAAUCUUCCCAAGUCUGUAAGACGCCGUCUUUUGUUCGACUGAGGCAUUGUGGAUUUUGGUCAUUCUCUGCUGAUUUAUAGGGAAAGUAGCUAAAUAUAUAAAGUUAGUGUC
Argentina anserina (silverweed cinquefoil) is the source of this 1962-nucleotide messenger RNA. Its product is annotated as flap endonuclease GEN-like 1. Gene Ontology annotation, biological process: pollen development. The coding region runs from base 70 to 1893 and encodes 607 amino acids. The transcript is spliced from 8 exons. Gene Ontology annotation, molecular function: 5'-flap endonuclease activity. The record is from RefSeq and is a predicted model, not a curated record. NCBI's taxonomy places the organism in Eukaryota, Viridiplantae, Streptophyta, Magnoliopsida, Rosales, Rosaceae.